CCGCGCCGCCGCCGCCGCGCAAUCCGCCGCCAUCCCGCCGCCCCCGCGCCCGGCCGCCGCCCCGACCGCCAUCGCCCUUCCCCGUGGCGCCCGCGGAACCAGACCAGGCAGAUUGGGAGCGGUGCCGAGAAAAAUUUCCUUACUAGAUGACAUUUCAUCGCAAUGUCCGAUCGUUUGGGGCAAAUAACCAAGGGCAAGGAUGGGAAAAGCAAGUAUUCGACUCUCAGCCUGUUUGAUAAGUAUAAAGGAAAAUCAGUAGACGCGGUCAGAUCCUCAGUUAUUCCUAGACAUGGCUUACAGAGUCUCGGGAAAGUUGCCACAGCCCGGCGCAUGCCACCACCUGCAAACCUGCCAAGCUUGAAGUCGGAGAACAAAGGAAACGACCCCAACAUCGUUAUAGUACCCAAGGACGGGACGGGAUGGGCAAACAAGCAGGACCAGCAAGACCCAAAGAGUUCCAGUGCGACAGCCUCUCAGCCGCCGGAGUCGCAGCCGCCGCCGGGUUUGCAGAAAUCUGUCUCCAGUUUGCAGAAACCGACUCAGUCGAUCAGUCCGGAGAACACAAAUUCAGUGCCAGGUGGACCAAAGUCAUGGGCACAGCUGAAUGGAAAGCCAGCAGGACCCGAAGGUGGUUUAAGGGGCUCAAGCCGACUAUUAUCCUUCUCUCCCGAGGAAUUUCCGACGCUGAAAGCAGCUGGAGGGCAGGACAAGGCUGGCAGAGAAAAGGGCGUCUUAGAUCUGUCGUAUGGGCCAGGACCAAGCCUCCGCCCUCAGAAUGUGACAAGCUGGAGGGAGGGCGGUGGGCGAAACAUAAUUUCUGCCACGUCUCUGGGCGCCUCCCCAACUGAGCUGGGCAGCAGGAACUCGAGUGCGGGAGACGGAGCCCCCUCCUCGGCAUGUACCAGCGAUUCUAAGGACCCCUCUCUCCGCCCGGCUCAGCCUGUCCGCAAAGGGGCUUCACAGUUCAUGGGAAAUGUAUACCACCCACCUACAUACCAUGACAUGCUUCCUGCUUUUAUGUGUUCGCCACAGUCAUCCGAGAACCAGGGUACAGUGGAACGAGGCUCUUUCCCCCUUCCUCAGCUCCGCCUGGAACCCCGUGUUCCUUUUAGACAGUUCCAGAUGAAUGACCAAGAUGGAAAAGAAAACAGACUGGGGAUGACUCGCCCGAUCCGUCCCCUUAGGCAGCUGGUAGAGCGGGCGCCUCGGCCCACCAUCAUCAACGCUGAGAACCUGAAGGGCCUUGAUGACUUGGACACUGACGCUGACGACGGCUGGGCAGGCCUUCAUGAAGAAGUGGACUACUCUGAGAAACUGAAGUUCAGCGAUGAUGAAGAGGAGGAGGAGGUUGCGAAGGAUGGCAGGCCAAAAUGGAACAGCUGGGACCCUAGGAGACAGCGGCAGUUGUCAGUGAGCUCUGCGGACAGUGCUGAUGCCAGGCGCACCCAAGAAGAAGGGAAGGACUGGGGCGAAGCAGCGCUCGCGUCCCGAGUCGUCCGAAAGCUGCCAGAACCACAGCCACCUUCCAGAAAGCUCCACGGCUGGGCCACAGGCCCCGACUACCAGAAGUCCUCAAUGGGCAGUAUGUUCCGGCAACAGUCUGCUGAGGACAAAGAGGACAAGCCACCCCCACGGCAGAAGUUCAUCCAGUCAGAGAUGUCUGAGGCUGUGGAACGAGCCCGAAAGCGCCGGGAGGAAGAGGAGCGCCGUGCCCGGGAAGAGCGGCUGGCUGCCUGCGCGGCCAAACUCAAACAGCUGGACCAGAAGUGUAAGCAGGCCCAGAAGCAGGUGGAGAAGGAAGUCCCCCGAUCUCCAGGCGCUGAGAAGGCGUCCCCACAGGAGAACGGCCCUGCCGGCCGCAAAGGCUCCCCAGAAUUCCCUGUGCAGGAAGCGCCCCCCACAUUCUCAGAGGAGGCACCCACAGCCUCCCCAGCGGUGGCUCAGAGCAGCAGCAGCAGCAGCAGCAGCAGCAGCGAAGAGGAGGCCAGGGAGGCUGGGUCCCCUGCACCGGAGUUCAGCAAGUACCAGAAGACCCUUCCUCCCCGGUUCCAGCGCCAGCAGCAGCAGACACAGCAGGAGCAGCUGUACAAGAUGCAGCACUGGCAGCCUGUGUAUCCCGCGCCUGCCCACCCGCAGCGCACCUUCUACCCGCACCACCCCCACAUGCUGGGCUUUGAUCCCAGGUGGAUGAUGGUGCCUUCCUACAUGGACCCACGGAUCACACCCACUCGGACCCCUGUGGACUUCUACCCCUCAGCCUUACAUCCUUCAGGACUGAUGAAACCUAUGAUGCCACAAGAUUCUCUGAGUGGGACUGGCUGUCGCUCCGAGGAGCAGAACUGUGUGCCCUCGCUCCAGGAAAGAAAAGUGACCACCAUGGACCCAGCCCCUGUGUGGGGCCCAGAGGGCUACAUGGCCUUGCAGAGCAAGGGCUACUCACUUCCCCACCCAAAGCCGAGUGACACUUUGGCUGUGGACAUGCACGUCAGGAAUGAAAGCUCUUACUCUGCCUCACCCGGAAGGCCAGGGGGCGUAAGUGCCCCCCGCACUCUCUUUGAGGAGAGAGCGGAGGAAUACUUGAGUGCUUUUGACAAGAAGGCCCAAGCAGACUUUGACAGCUGUGUCUCCUCUCAAAGAAUAGGCCAGGAGCUUGUGUUUCCACCCCAAGACAAUGUUCAGGAAGCAGGUGCUCCUGCGGGCCACACCCAAAACCUCAGGCGCUCCCCACUGGAGCCCGACUUUACCCCUGCUGAGAAAAAGCCCGAGUAUGGCAGUUGGGACGUUGGUCACCAGCCAAAGGCCGCUGACACAGCCAGUGCUGCUGAGCAGGAGGCCCCCCAGGAGGAGUCGUCCUGCAACGUCUCCUCCUGGGAGAAGGAAGGGAGCCCCGGCAAGCAGCCAUCCUCAGAGCCCGAGUGGGCCCCCGAGCCUCGGAGCGCCAGCAGCCAGCAGCAGGAGCAGCCAGGCCGGACCCGGAGGUCGGGCCCCAUCAAGAAACCUGUCCUGAAAGCCCUCAAAGUGGAGGAGAAGGAGAAGGAGAAGGAGCUGCAGAAGCUCAAGCAGGGCCCGGGGGAGGCCAGCGCCCGACUGGCCAAGGCCAAGGAGCCGCUUCCCCAGGGGGAGAAGGAGGAGGAGGAGGAGAACGACCCCUCCCUGGCCAACGCCUCCCCCUCCACUGUGGAGGCCAAGAGCUCUCCCCGUCCUGGUCUUGGCCACGAGGCCAGUAAAUUGGAAGAUGAUGAGAAGCCCGACAAGGCGUGGGAGGCCAGACCCUCGCGUGAGCCCAGCGAUGUCCCCCCAACAAAGCGGAACAACUGGAUCUUCAUUGACGAGGAGCAAGCCUUUGGGGGCAGAGGGCAGGCCCGGAGCCGGGGCCGUGGAUUCAGAGAGUUCACUUUCCGUGGUCGGCCCACUGGCGGAAGUGGAGGCAGUGUUUGUGGCGGGGGGGUCCUGGGGGCGCGCGGCAUCUACAGCAGCAGCCAGCGAGGCGGCCGGGGCCGCGGCCUGCGGGACUUCACUCAGCCAGAAGAGUGCCCCCGAGCCAAACCCCGGCGAAGGAUCGCCAGCGAGACGCACAGCGAGGGCUCCGAGUACGAAGAGCUGCCCAAGCGGCGUCGGCAGAGAGGCUCCGAGGCCGGGAACGAGGGCCUGCUGCCAGAGCGGGAGGAGAGCGCCUUGAAGAGAGACUCCUGGCGCUCCAACAAGACCUACUGCGAGGACCAGGGAGCGCUAGAUGCUAAGAGCCGGGGCCCUCGGGCCUUCGGGCGCGCCCUCCCACCCCGGCUCAGCAAUUGUGGCUACGGGCGGAGGACCUUCCUCUCCAAAGAGCCUGCCCACUGGCAGAGCCGAAGCGCGGGCUGCUCCUGGCAGGAGUACGGCUCCGACGCAGGUGGCACCCGGCGUGCCUCCGACAGAGACUACGUCUCCGACUCCUACAAACACGCCGACGUGUUUGGUAGCAGGGCCUUGGAGGACGGCCGCUUGGACGACAAGAGGUCGUCCUUCUUCCAAGACGACCACGCAGCUGACUGCGAAAACGCCGAGAUCCGGCCUUUCCGGAGGAGGCGCCCUCCACGCCAGGACAAGCCGCCUCGCUUCCGGCGCCUCCGGCAGGAGCGGGAGUCCUUGGGCCUGUGGGGCCCAGAAGAGGAGCCCCAUCUGCUGCCGGGGCAGUGGCCGGGCAGAUCCAAGCUCUGUCCUGGGGAACAGAGUGGUGCCGGGGGCCGCAGGUCCCCCGAGCUCUCCUACCAGAACUCCUCUGAUCACGGCAACGAGGAGUGGGAGACGGCCUCUGAGAGCAGCGACUUCAGCGAGCGCCGUGAGCGCCGCGAAGGCCACGGGGCUGGACCUGCGCCCCUAGGGGAUGGAGGCCUGUGUGGGGCCAGCUUGGGGGAGAAGAAGGAGAUGGCCAAGCGCAGCUUCUCCAGCCAGAGGCCCCAGGGGGACAGACAGAGCCGUAAACUGGAGCCGGGAGGGUUUGGGGAGAAGCCUGCUAGGCCAAGUGGUGGUGAAGCGUCCCCCCGCUACGAGAGCCAGCAGAGUGGGACACCUGUGAAAGCUAAAAGGUCCCCAGAUGAGGCCUUGCCAGGAGGCCUUAGUGGCUGCAACAGUGGGAGCGGCCACUCGCCCUACGCCCUGGAACGGGCCACCCAUGCCAACUCUGCUAGUCCUGAAGCCACCACUAAGAAGGCGGAGAAGGAGGCUACACUGGCUGUCCAGAGGGCCAGUGAGCAGGGGGAGGCCCGGAAGCAGUUUGACCUGAGCUAUGGAACUGCCAUCAUGGAAAAUUGUGGGUCCAGCCCUGGGGAGGAAAGUGAGGUCGGCUCUGUGGUGGGUGAAGGCUUCAUUGAAGUCCUGACCAAGAAACAGCGCCGCCUGCUGGAGGAAGAGAGGAGGAAGAAGGAGCAAGCCGUGCAGGUGCCUGUCAAAGGUCGAGGCCUUUCCUCCCGCAUUCCUCCUCGAUUUGCUAAAAAGCAAAACAACUUGUGCCUCGAGCAAGGUGAUGUGACCAUGCCUGGCAGCAGCCUGGGCACCGAGAUCUGGGAGAGCAGCAGCCAAGCGCUCCCCGUGCAGGCUGCAGCCAGUGACUCCUGGAGGAAGGCCGUCACCGCGUUCAGCAGCAGCGAGCCUGGCGCUGCCGAGCAGGGUUUUAAGAGCAGCCAGGGAGAUAGUGGCGUUGACUUGAGUGCCGAGUCUCGGGAGUCAUCUGCGACCUCCUCACAGCGCAGCUCCCCGUAUGGGACUCUGAAACCAGAGGAGAUGAACGGGCCCGGCCUGGCGGAACCCAAGGCCGACAGCCACAAGGAGCAGGCUCAGAAGCAGUCUGAGCAAAAGGAUUCAGAACAAGGCUCAGGACAGAGCAAGGAGCACAGACCAGGACCCAUCGGCAAUGAGCGUUCUCUGAAAAACAGAAAGGGCUCGGAGGGGGCCGAGCGGCUGCAAGGGGCCGUCGUCCCGCCUGUUAAUGGGGUAGAGAUUCACGUGGACUCCGUGCUGCCUGUGCCGCCCAUUGAAUUUGGAGUCAAUCCAAAAGACUCCGAUUUCAGCCUGCCACCUGGUUCUGCCUCUGGUCCUGCAGGGAAUCCAGUUGUCAAGCUUCAGGAUGCCUUGGCCAGUAACGCAGGGCUCACACAGAGCAUCCCCAUCCUGCGGCGGGAGCAGCACCUCCCGAGGGCCAUCGGCCUCUCCCCGAUGUCCUUCCCCAGCGCCGACCUCACUCUGAAGAUGGAGUCUGCGCGCAAGGCCUGGGAGAACUCCCCCAGUUUGCCGGAGCAGAGCUCUCCAGGGGGUGCUGGCUCGGGCAUCCAGCCUCCAUCCUCUGUGGGUGCCUCCAGUGGGGUCAGCUACAGCUCCUUCGGUGGCGUGUCCAUGCCACCCAUGCCUGUGGCCUCUGUUGCGCCUUCUGCUUCUAUACCAGGCAGCCACCUUCCGCCACUGUACCUGGAUGGCCACGUGUUUGCAAGUCAGCCCCGGCUGGUUCCUCAGACAAUGCCACAGCAGCAGAGUUACCAGCAGGCUGCCGCUGCCCAGCAGAUCCCCAUCUCCCUCCACACGUCUCUGCAGGCCCAGGCUCAGCUCGGACUGAGGGGUGGGCUCCCCGUGUCCCAGUCCCAGGAGAUCUUCAGCUCCUUACAGCCCUUCAGGUCUCAGGUGUAUAUGCACCCCAGCCUGUCACCACCCAGCACCAUGAUCCUGUCUGGGGGUACAGCCUUGAAGCCUCCGUACUCGGCGUUCCCCGGCAUGCAGCCCUUGGAGAUGGUGAAGCCGCAGUCCGGCUCGCCCUAUCAGCCCAUGAGUGGAAACCAAGCCCUGGUCUACGAGGGCCAGCUCGGCCAGGCUGCCGGCCUGGGCGCCUCACAGAUGCUGGACUCACAGCUCCCGCAGCAGCUGACCAUGCCGCUACCACGGUAUGGCUCCGGGCAGCAGCCGCUGAUCCUGCCACAGUCCAUCCAGCUGCCGCCCGGGCAGAGCCUCUCUGUUGGGGCUCCCCGGAGGAUUCCUCCACCUGGGUCCCAGCCGCCGGUCCUGAACACCAGCAGAGAGUCCUCUCAGAUGGAGCUGAAAGGUUUCCACUUUGCCGACAGUAAACAGAAUGUUCCCACAGGAAGCUCCGUGCCGUCGCCGCAGGCCUACAGGCCUAGCUCUGCUAGCCCCAGUGGGAAGCCCUGUGGAUCAGCAGUUAACAUGGGCUCUGUGCAGGGACACUACGUUCAACAGGCAAAACGAGUGGAUGAAAAGCCCAGCCUGGGAGCUGUGACGCUGCAGGAGGCGCCCUCGGCUGCCGCGCACGUGAAGCGAACCGGAGCCAUCAAGCCUCGGGCUGUCAAGGUGGAGGAGAGCAAGGCCUGAAGGUGCCCAGCGGCCGCUCGCCUCCGAGGACAGCGCCGCCGCCGUGGCGACAGCCCACGCUCGGGAGCGUCCCUGGACCCUCUGGUCCUCCGCUCGGAAAGCUCCGUCGUCAACCAGCUUGUACCCGUGGAUAAACGGCAUUGACCUGCUUGCUUUGAUACGAAAAAAGCAAACAACUCCCUCAUUCCCAUGUCCUCCUACCCGCGUGACCGUGGAGUGAGUCGCCUUCCGUGCAGUGCCGCCCGCCCGCCCACCCCUCUGUCCUGCUCCGCGCCCAGGCCGCAGGGUCACUUCAGUUGGAGGCUUUUACAAGCAGUGACGGUUUUUACAGAGGAGAGGAAAGGAAGACCACGCCAGCUCCGCCUGUACAGCUGAACUUUUCUACGCUCCUCGCCACCCUCCCCUCCCCUCCCCUGUCUCAGUGGUUUCCCUGCACUCUGUCCCGCAGCCCUGCCCCUCUGCCGGGUAGGACAGGAAUGGGAGCCCCUGGUGAGGUGAGCAGGCUCCGGCCCCUGACCUGAGACGGAUGUUUCAGCAUGAUCAGACUGACACAGAACUUGUCCUCGGCUCCUCCAGGAAGCCAGCAGAUAGGCUGCCGCCUGAUGGUGGGCACCGGAGAUGAAUCGUGGAGCCAGAGUCGCGGCCGGGUCCCAGGCUGGCCAGGGCGUGCGCUCUGCCUCCGGCUCCUGUGCUGUCACACUUGCCUCCUUCCCCCGAGCCUCUGCUCCUCUGGGUCCCUGAACCUGCAGCCCUCACGGAGCCCGUCACUACUGCCACAUGGUGAUGAGCCCCUGUGAACACCUGUGGGGCCACGUCUGUAGGGCAGGCAGCAGGCCUAAGCUAAGCUCAAGUGUCUGUCCGUCCCACUCCUCCUCCAUUGGCACGUAGCUGGGCAGGGCCCACCACACUUCCAAAGCAUCCCGGCCGCCUCCGAGAAGGGACGGCGUCCUCUGGCUGCAGAGCCAGCUCUCCCGAAGUGUGGGAGCCGCUGCAGUCUGUGCUCCUGGCCGUGGCUCCCCUGAGCAGCGGCAGUCACCCCAGAUUCUGCCCUUGCAAGGACAGUGAAGGGGACGCUGCGCUUUCGGGUCUCUGAACUCCCACCUCUGGCCACCAGCAGUUCUGAAGUGUGUGACAGCAGUCGGGCUCUGGGCUCGAAGGUUUUUGUAGAAUCUGCAACUGCUCACGUGGCUUCCCAUGGCUCCUCACUGAUUCCAGCAAGUGGAGCGGCAGCCCUGUCAUGCACGGGUCCGGCGAGCCAGCGGGGGCCGUGUGGGCAGGACAGGGCCCGAUGGGCUGUUGUCUCCUGUGGCCUGCAGCAGCUCCCCUCGGCCCCACCCUCAGACUUCCCUCGCUUGUCCCUCAUUCUGCCUCUGCAAGGGCUCCCCUUCUGCAGGUGUCUGGUCGCUGUCCCUGUGGUGCGUCGUCUGCCCCGCCCCCUCCGCACCUCAUUGCCAAGCCAUCCCUGGGUGAGCCUGGGUCAGCGGCAGCCACGCGCGUUCACCUCUGCCUGUGCCCGUUAGAACACGGCCAGACCCACUCGGCCCUGAGGCCGGCGCCGAGGCCUGUCAAAGGAAGAAACCCAGAACAGUCCUGGACGCGGUUCGGAGACGUGCCCUCGGGUGAACUGGCCGCUGGAAAGACAGCACUUCCUGUUGGAGAAAAAAAUAAAGAGGUCGCCAACUCCAGCCCUUUCUCCGCCCUGUGUUCUUCCUCCCCGAGCACCCGAAUAAAAACAGAACACUAGAAUUUAUUUAUAUGUAUUGAUGUCGUAGGUGUAGGUCAAGAAAAGUCCACGUGUCACUGCUCUGUUUAUCUCUACCGUCCGAGUCACUCUGCCGGAGAGGCCGGGAGAUCACAUGUAGAGUCCGGGCGUGAGCCGAGCUGUGGGCUCCCCGGCUGGGAGGUUCUUGAGAGACGGUGGGAGCAGAGGGCAGGCCUCUGGCCUCCCGCCGGCCCCCUCCCUCCCCACGGCCAGAUUGAACGCAGUUCUCAGUGUGGAGACGUCUGAAGGUGCAAUAGCCCCUUCCGUGGGGUUGGAGGGCUGAGCUCCCGGUGAUGGGUGAUGGAACGGAGGGUCUCGCUUUGAUUUCAAUCCCCUGCUGGAGCGCAGGUGCACGCGGGCCUCGGUGGGAACAGGUGAGGCCCUGGCCUGCAGCUUGGCAACCAGCGACCCUGGAAGACCCCUCUGCGUGUGGCCUGCUGCUCCUCACCCCUUCCCUCUUCUCUUCACUGUUUCCAGACUUGGGGUCUGGGUCUAGGAUCCUUCCAGGGGGAGACAGGAUGACUUUUAUGACACAGUGAGAAAAAGCCCAGCUCCGAAGCUGUGGCCACCCCAGUCACUUCUAGAAGGGCCUCGGGGUGCUGGUGUCGGUGGGGACGGGGGCUGCGGGGCGGUGAGCGGCCGCCUCUCCCCCGCAGAGCAGGCCUGGCCUGGGGGGCCUGCGGGGGAGGAAGCAGGGCUGCGGCCGCCCGGGUGACCGGUCCAAGGGGGACCCUGCUCGCGCCUUGUGCGGGGCGGCUUUGUUCUGCAGAGGGCUGUGUUUGGCUUCGUUCCUUCUGUCUGUCGGCCUUGCCCCUGUCUGUAGACCAGGUGGUGGCUCGCGGCGCACUGUGCGGCCUUGGGCGGCGCUGGGCCCGAGGACGCCGGGCGCUGGCACUCUCCCCGCCCUUUCCCUCCGGUCGGUCCCUGUUCUCCUUUCAGAUCCGUGAUUGUACUAGCUCUUUCCAUAUGAAAGAAUUCUCCUUAUUUAAAUUUAAAAAAAAUAAAGCUAAACGUGCUUUCUCA
This is a messenger RNA of Lepus europaeus (European hare), 9634 nucleotides long. RefSeq names its product proline rich coiled-coil 2B (gene PRRC2B). NCBI's taxonomy places the organism in Eukaryota, Metazoa, Chordata, Mammalia, Lagomorpha, Leporidae. The transcript is spliced from 32 exons. The record is from RefSeq and is a predicted model, not a curated record. Gene Ontology annotation, biological process: cell differentiation. The coding region runs from base 163 to 6849 and encodes 2228 amino acids.